GCUUUCUAUUUAAAGUCUCCGCCGAGUCAGGCGAUCUGCACCAUAGGAAUGACACGGACUUGGAGUCUCUGUCUGGAGGAUUAAGGGGCAUACAUUACAAAUUCAUCAUUCAAACCGGUGACAAUGGAGGCUUGUUGUUUACCUGAAGAUAGAAUCGAGCCCGAGAUUGCUUUCACGAUCGAUGAUGCGUCGAGUGAAGUAGGAGCGAUUGAAAAUGAAGAAGCGGAGGAGCUCGGCAACAGUUUGAAGGAUCUUGUCCAGGACCAAUCUAUCAAACCCAAGCUGCAGUGCCUCAUGGUGGACCCUACCUUUUCCAUGGUGACAGUCCAGAGUGAAGACAGUGGAAUAGUGUGGGAGACCUCCUCAAGCAGGUGUUCCACCCCAUGGGCUUCAGAAGCUAGCAGUACCUCUGAUGUGUUCAGUUUGGAAGGUUCUCCUGCGGGAUACACACCAGGAAAAAUUGUGUUCAUCAUGGAUCAAGAUAAAAUAGUUCGAAGGAGAAAAAGAUCGAGCCUAGGGAGCAGGAUGAGUGAAACCAAUGGGAAAACCAGGGAUAACUCCAAACAGUUUCCCAGGAAAGCCGCUGUCCCCAUCAUGGAAGUAAGUCUGCAAAAAGCAGGUACAAAUGAACCGUCGCCAGAUGCUCCCGUAACAUCUAGACCAGCAAAUAACGGAAACCCUCAUCCAAGUCCUUUGAAACGCACAAAAAUAUACCCGGAGGAGCUCUCACCUGUGUCGGCUAGAUCAGGGGGCCAAGGAAAUCCACUCCACAGACAGUCUGAAAUACAUGCUGGGGAGCCUCGACCACACGCCCCUGUGACAUCUAUACCAAUAAGCCAAGGUAACCCACAUCUAAACCCCCUGAGAGAAACAGAUGUUGUUGCAGAGGAACCUGUACAACAUACUCCUGUGUCAGCUAAAGCAGCAAGCAAAGGGAACCCCUAUCCCAGUAGUUUAAGAGAAAGAGAGGAGAUGCUUCCACACAUGCCAGUGACUGCUAAGCCAGGGUUCAAAGGCAACCCGCAUCCAAAUCCUUCAGGAGCAGACAACAAUGAACCAUCGGAGCACACAGCAGUGUCGGCUAAGCCAGUGGUCAAAGGCAAUCCUCAUCCACUUCCUUUUCAGGAAAAAGAAACAGAAACACAGGAGCUGUUGCCUCAUGCUCCUGUAGCGGCUAAGCCAGUAGAAAAAAUAGACCCUCCUAAAAGAGAAGAUAAACCUCGUGGAUUGGUACAAGGAGCAUUACUGAAAUUUAACACUCCUCCACCAGAACACAAAAUUUCAACAUUUUCCCUCCAAAAAUACUCUAAAGAUCCUGUAAAAGAAGAAUUAGAAUCCAAAGAAGACCAAACCAGAGUUGCAGAUAUGAACCCCUCGUCGCCCUUGAGGUCCUCAGUCUCUGAUAAUCCAAAACCAGACAGUGCCUUGUCAAACCCAGCCCCUGUCGCAAGCUCUGCAGCUGAUCCCACUGAGCCAUCUCGGCAGAAUCCAUGCUUCUUACCAGACAUGAGCCAGAAUCCAGUGGUAACAGAGUCUGUACCAUUACUUAGGUCUACUGGUACUGCUUUCAUGGGAGCAGAAUAUUCCUUGCCUAAUCCAAGCAAGAAUACACUUCCUAAUGUUAUUGCAGCUACCUCUUCACAAGAACCAGAGGCAGACAAGCAGACCACGGAACACAAAGCAGAGCCUGAUAGUCAGAAAGAACUCUUUAACAUUGUCUCUGAAGGCUAUGAAAUACUGAACAUUAUUGCUCCUCCGGAAAUGUUGUCCAUUGAUGAAGAGGAAAGCAGUCACAUGCAGGAUAACUUGGCUUACUUGGAAGACAAUCCACUAAUUAAACCAAAAGUCUUACAAGAGGCAGUAGAGGCUGAUGAAAUACCAGUCAUUGAAGAAGAGAUGGAAACAGAGAGCAAUGACAUAUCUGAAGAAAAGAGCGAAGAAAAAAGAGAACUAAAAGACACAAUCAUUUCAGAACAAAAAGAAACCGACAAUGUAGAACAAACAGGGACUCAAAAUUUAGAACAGAAUAGCACUACUUCUACUGAAUUAACACAGCCUUCAGCGCUUGCUCCACUUUCGAUAAAUGGAAAUAGCGACAUGGAUUAUUUUGAAAAAUUCACUUUAAUGGAUGAGCAAGUCCCUGGAGAAAAACCUAUUGUAGAAAAAACAGAAAAGGAGGAUACCCUUGUCAAUGAAGAUGAAGAAAACGUGGAGGAAAAAUCUAAGUGUGUUUCAUUUUCUGAAGACCGUGAUGUAUUUGUCUUUGUGGAUGACAUUGAAAUUGCAGGAGAACAUCUGGAUGAAGUAUUUUAUGGUACUGAACAAACUGAAGCAGAGGCCUGUACCCCAACCAAGCAUUACAUAGAAGAUGAAACAAAUGACAAAAAAGAUGCACAUCUCAAAGAAAGUGGUGCCAGUUUAUUUAGCCAUGAAGAGGAAACCCUUACUAAAUGUUACUAUCCUGUAACCACCAAAAACAUUGAUCUUUCUCUUCUGGAGGAACCACCAGCAAUGGCAUUUCUCUAUACAGAUCUGUAUGACCAGGCAACUGGAAGGAAAGAGAAAGAUGACGAACCCUCGGAUGAAGAGAGUCUUAAUUCUGACGCGUCUUUCCCUAGCAGGCUGUCUGACUCGGAUGAUAACACAGGCAUAUAUUUUGAAAAAUAUAAUUUGAAAGACGAUGUUCCCUUAGUCGAAGGGGAACCUACACCUCAAGAGGAGAAAGCACAAAAUAUAUGGCAUCAGAAUACUUUUGAGCUCACUGGUGGUUUCACGCAAAAAAAAAAGGAACCUGACAUCAUUAAUGAAGAUGCAAGCCCUGAAGCAUGUAGCAAGACCUCUGAUUUGUCUCCUUAUGAGGAAGCAAAACAGCUUAUUGAUGUUUAUGAGGAGUCUGAGGAUUUAGUCUUCGAAGCUGUGGUUAGUAAAGAUGACGCAGUCUCAGCAGGAGAAGCUGAAACACUAGAUGAGAAGAGUCUGGAGGUGGCUGAAGAAGAACCCCAAACUCAACAAGAUGUAAAAGAAAAGCCAGCAGAAAAGGAGAAGGAAGGAAGCAUGGUUGUUACUCGGGAUACUCUUAGCAGUCCUGAAUUUGGCAAACAUCCAUUUGAUGUGCUGUCUGGAACGGCCUUGAAUGCUCCUGUAGAGGUUCACGAGCUUGACCAAAGUGAAGUGGAAGCGCCUUCUGAACCAAAUAAAGCAUCAGCAGGUGAAAUGGAAGCACAGGCUUUAGAAAUUGAAGACGAACCUCUAAUAAAAUAUGAGGUCUCAGCUGAGUCUGCAGAAGACAUUUAUACAGCUGUCCCAGAACUGAAACCUGAAGAAGAAAUCUCAGUUUCUGAGCCAAUUCAUUUGGAGGAAGGAAGUAAAAACAAGUUGUACACUGCAGAAACAACCUCUGAAACAGAUCACGUAUCCGUUCAGGACACGCAAGACAAAGCAGUCAAAAUUCCAGAGGAUGAACCACAACUAAUCAAACCAGAGCAACUAGAAGCAGAAGCUUCCUUGAUUGAAGACGACCAUCAGAAGAAGGAAGCUGCAGUAGAUCAUGUGGUAGUCAUAACUGAACAGAAGAUUAGCAUGGAACACAGAGACACUUGCAACGUGGAUGAAACUGCAGAUAAAACCCAUGAUACAGAUGUGGAAAAACCUGAAGAACUGCAGAACCUGCAGGAAUGGCAUAGUGCAGAUUUAUCCACAGCAAGAUCAGAUAUUGUGGUAAAACGUCAAGAGCAGGAGUUAAGAAGUUCAGAAGAAACCCAGACCAAAGUGAUCCAAGAAACAGUGGAAGAAACUGUACCCGAAAAGCAGGAUGACCAACACCCUCCUGUGGAGCACAUUGCUAAACCAGAUGUUCAGCAACAUGAUACAGAAUCAUACGAGGAGGGUUUGCAUCUCGGUUUGGAAAAUGUACCAUCACAGUCAGAAAUGUACUUCGAGCAGUGCAUUGAGCGUGACGAGGAAACCGCAGAGGACUUAGAUUAUGAAAUGGUCACUCAACAAGACAUACAAGAUGAUUACACAACGUCAGAGAUGGAGCUGCUCGGGGAGAGAGAAUAUAUUAGUGAGGGCACCGGGGAGCAUCAUGAGAAUGAAUUUGACUUUGUUGACGAAGCAGCUGAGGAUGUACCAGCUGAAGAAGUGACUGGGGAAGACUUUGAGAUAAUCGAGGCCUUAGGUGGAACUUCCAUCAUCCCAGAUGCUGAGAUGGCUCUGAAGGAACCAAAAAAGCCUCUGUUAGACACAUUCUGUCUGGUCUGCAAAUGUCCAAUUUCAGCUAUUGAUAAGCUGUUUGGAGAGCACCAGGACCAUGAUGUGUCAACAUUGGAUAAAGCAGUUGUGGCUACAAAGAAUAAACUAAUUGAGUACAUAUCUGAAUUGCAAGGAAGAGCCGAAAAGAUUGAGGAUCUGGUGUCCGAGUUGGAACUGGCCUUUAAUACAGUGGAGGAGAACUGCAGCAGAACAGAGCAGCUGCUGGACGAUCAGAACGAGGAGAUGAUGAAGACGGUGGUGGAACAGUACAGCCAGAUGUCUCAGAACCUGGAGGAGGAGAAGAAGAACAAACUGGAGCAGCUAUACGACCAGCUCGUCACCUUCCAGGAGAGCACAGAGUCUGCCAAGGAGAUCCUGGAGGAGAGUGUGAAGGAGGUGGAGGAGCCCGAGGAUCUGAUCUUCAUAUCUUCCUCCAACGACAUUAGCAGGAGACUCAACAAUGCCCUAGAGACAACCGUGGCUCUAGAACUGGCCCCCAGUGCCUUCCCUGUGUUUGAAGAUUAUGCUAAAAGCACCUCGGGAAAUGGACAGAAGCUACUGAAAAGCAUUGCUGUUCCUCAGACCCCAAAGCUACAGCCACAGGAAGCAAGCUCUGCCACCAGUUCGUCUGUGAUGGUCUACUGGAAGGUGAACGAGGGCGAUGUUAUUGACUGCUUCCAGGUCUACUGUAUGGAGGAACCACAGGGAGCCAUGUCUGAAGAAUACAGAGUGACAGUGAAGGAGAGCUAUUGCACACUGGAGGACUUGGAGCCUGAUAAGUGCUAUUUGGUGUGGGUCAUGGCUGUGAACUACACAGGCUGCAGUUUACCCAGUGAGAAGACCUCUUUUAGAACAGCUCCCUCAGGCCCUGUAAUCAAGUCAGAGGAAUGCACGGUGUGCUGGGACACAGCCACCAUCCGAUGGAGUUCAGCAAACCUGGACGCCGUGGAGUGCUUCACUCUGGAGUACUGCAAGCAAUACGCUUGUGAGGGAGAAGGGCUCAGGUCUGUAUCUGGAAUAAGAAACUGUGAACAGAAGGUGCUUUUACAGCCAAGCGAGAAUUACCUUUUCUAUAUCAAAGCUGUAAACUUUGCUGGAGCGAGUGAGCAAAGCGAGGCAGCGCUAAUCUCUACGAAAGGUACCAGGUUUCACCUGUUAAAAGAAACCGCCAACUCAGCCCUCGUGCUCUCAGAGGACGGCACUGCCAUUCACUACCAGGAGCAGACCUUCAAACACAGGGCCAAACUCAAUGACUCUCUGGGGGUCCUGGGGGAGCUGCUACCCCCUCGUGGGUAUCACUAUUGGGAAACUGCAGUGGGCGGAAGUGAGGCCUACAGGAUCGGAGUGCUGUAUCCCUCCACACCGAGAGACAGUCCCCUGGGGCAGAACAGCACCUCCUGGUGCAUUCGCUGCAACUCCUCUCCAACAAGUCGCAGGUUCGAGUUCCUCCACAGCAGUACCCAGGCUGACAUCCAGGUGGCGGAGCUGCCGCUGCGGAUCGGAACUCUGCUGGAUUACCUGCACGGGCGGCUGCUGUUCUUCAACACACAGAGUGGGCAGCUGCUGUUCUCCUACCGGCACACAUUCACAGAGGCUUGCCACCCCGCCCUGGCAGUGGAUAGACCCGGGUCCCUGACUCUGCACACAGGGAUCCAAACACCAGACUUUGUGAAGCACAGCUAACCACAUCACCCAGGAGGGUGGCCAUUAGCUCAGUUUGUGACGCCUCUUGCUUUCUGCCUUAAAAUAAGAAAUGAAAAAAAGCUCAAUGAUGGACUGUGUGCAUGAUUUGCAUUAUUCUUAAUUUUUUUUUUUUUUGUAAAGUUGCAGUUUUUUUUCGUGGUUAAUUGCAGCAAAUAGUAUUUUCUCUGCACUGACUUAUCUGUUUCUGAUCCUAGUUAAACUUGAUAUUUUGUUCUGAAUUAAACAAAGGUUUACAAGUAAAUCUAGUUAGACAGAUGCUUAACAAUGUUAUCCAUAUCUGCAGCUUCUGAUGUUUCAUAGAUGCAUUUCUUCUGAGAUUAUCGAUAAUGCCAAUCAAUAACUGAUGAGGAGCAUGUCCAGAAGACCUACAACGAGCUGCACAUAUUGAUCCAGAGUUUUGAACAUGCAUAAUAAAGUGGAGGCUUACAGAGGUUUGUACAUGCGUACGUCACACUUACAUGUGAGGUUUGAUCUUUAGAGAGCGGUAUUUUUAUUUUUUUAAUUAGACAGCAUGACAGAUUACCAGUUGAUGUCUAUCUGAUGCAGUCCAUAAAGUGUCAAUCAGGAAGUUUUUAUCAAAAUUCAUGCUCAUCCUUGAUUUAAAAAGGGUUCCUGUUUUAAGUGUUCUAGUAACCAGUGUUGUCUAUGCAAUUUUUGCUUUUUUAUUUCAUAAAAAUAUAGCACACACUAUGUUAUGAUGGCAUAAAAUUGAAUUGGAUUCUUUGCAUUUGGUCUUAAAUUAUGUGUGAAACAUUAUAUAUACAGUAUGCUCUUUGAGCUAAAAUAUAUAUAUAUAUAUAUAUAUAUAUAUAUAAUUUUAAUUCAUCCAUGCGUAUUUCUGUCUUUAGAACGAAAGUCUCCUCAGAUCUUGUAAAAUAACUGACUUUUCAAUGUACAUGCAUCAUCCUUUGUAGGUCGUGACCCCUCUUUUGAAAUGAUUACUUGCUGAAAUACCUGGUCUCCCCAAUUUAGUUUUACAUGUAGGAUUAAUUUAAAAAUAGAAAGCAGUUUCACAAACUCUAGUGUAUGUAUGUAUAUAUCUGAUUGGGUGUGUGCGGUGUCAAUCAUUGGAGAAGUAACUCAAAACCACUUCUGUGGCAGUCAGGUGGUACACAGUGGCAGCCAAAACCAGCUGUACAAAUGCAGAAGAAUCGCUCGAUAAAACUGAAGUCAAUAUGAUAUACGGUUUAACCUGUCCUGCAUCUUCUGCACACUAGAGGGCGAUCUCUGAAUAGAAACUGGUUUGUCACAGAUUACGGCUGAAAUAGUGUUUCACCAGCAGGUGUAAAUAAGAGGGUGGGUAGGGGUGUCCCCAAAUAAUCAUUCUGUAUCUUACAUGGGUGAGAAGUUAUUUUAUAUUUGUUGCUUCAAUAUUUACGUUUUUUAUUGUUAAUCAUAGAUCAACAAUUACACUAUGUAACACAAUUUUUGUUCCUGGGUAGUAAGUGUUAUUUCCUAAUUGCUUAUGCCUCAAAAGUAUAGAAAAUGGCUAUUAUUCCCCACAAACUUUGCUUUUGUGACCAGGACAGUGAUAUUUUGAAAUUUACCUAUUUCCAAUGAGAAAACAGGCGAAUUUGUGUCUUUUCGUUCAUAUAAAGUCAGAAAAAAACAACAUAUGAAUCCAAAUUAACAUGUAUUUAUACUAAAGUAAUACAAAAAUGACUACAAAAGAUUUAGAAGUGAGUAGUUUUUCGAGAUUUACGAUUAUACUGUAAAUCACUUUCACGAAUCAGCCCCCAAAUGUAGUCUCCCAUCAUGUUCUCGUUAUACUGUCCUUGGUAGCGGCGUUCAAAGUCCAGUAUAUCCUGGUGGAAGCGCUCGCCUUGCUCCUCCGAGUACGCUCCCAUGUUCUCCUUGAAUUUAUCAAGAUGAGCAUCAAGGAUAUGGACUUUGAGGGACAUCCUACAGCCCAUUGUGCCGUAGUUCUUCACCAGAGUCUCAACCAGCUCCACAUUGUUUUCGGCCUUGUGAUUGCCCAGGAAACCCCGAACCACUGCGACAAAGCUGUUUAUCAGUUUGGGGUUGUUUUACUGGCAAUUGUGAUUGAUGUUGGUUACAGUAUUAGCUGUAUAAUAGAUGAUAUGGUCCAGUGAUGCUGCCUUAAAACAGAACUACACAAAAAUGCUUCUUGGGUCUUGAUUUUAUUAAUUUUGCCCCUAAAUUCGUCCUAAUAAGAGCGCUCUAUAUUAAACCAGGACAGGUAGCACUCCUAGUACAGAUACUGUGCUGUUGAUGUUCUCAGGAUUGUUUAACAAAGAGAUUCUUUUUUAAAACCGAUUUUAGCAGAAAUAUUCAUGAUGUUAUCUUUGUUGUUGGUGAAGGAUAUAUUCACUUCUGGUGCUGAAUACCAGCAUGCAAAUGGAUCGCACAUUUACAGUCAUUAGGCUUUCUAGAAUAUGCUUCUUUGCAGUGUGAAUUUAGUUAUUGUUCCUAUUUUAAGAAGGUAUUAGUGUAAGUGUGGAAACAUUACUUGUGUAUAGGUACCAUAGGGGACGCAUUGCGGUGUGCUACACACGGGAUGCUUGUUACAUAUGAGGCAUGUGGGUUACAUGUGUAUCAUAAGUAGGGAUGCACCCAAUCCAAGUUUUGGGAAUUCGGACGAAUACCGAAUCCCUCUCAAGAUUCGUACGAAUACGGAAUCCUACAAAAAUUGUCAAGAAAACUGAAGGAAACUCUUCAAUGAAAAACAGACUGGCAGCUACUAGCAAGGGACACGCACAAUCUAUUGUUUUGAGCCUUUUAGUUAAUAGUAUUUUUAUUACCGAAUGGAAAUAUAUCCCUGAUUUCAGUUUGAAACUUACACAAUUUACCACUGUCACCCUCCCACCACAACAGAAAUAUCAAAAUACAGGACGGUUUACUUUACCGUUACAAGAAAGGAGAGCUGCAUCUUUGCCAUAACCCACUAUUUUCUUUUAUGACGUGUCAACUGAUCUGAGAGCUAUGAGGAAAAAAAUUACCAUAAGUGACCUAAAUUUCCCUGCGAAAUAAAACCCACGUUGAUUUAAAAGCACCGUGUGUGUAACACCUAUCAAAUAGGCUACAAAACAGUUUUAAAAUUAUUUUAAUAAAACACAGCAGUUUCAAAUGAUUAAUCUUGUAUUGGCACAUUACAAUAACGUAAAAUGCAAUUUACUAAAGCAUAUUGUUCAACAACAUUUUGCACAUCUGACAGUUGUAAAGUUACAAAAAAAUAUAUAUUUCUGUGCACCGAGUUUUUAUUUUCUAUCUCAGUAUGAUCUCUAGAACACGUUUCACAGACAAAGCAACAAAGCACAAAAGUCUACAACAGUUUGCCGUUACUAUAUAUUACAGGUUUACUGCAUAACUUUACUCCAUGAAAAGUGUGAUGUGAAUGUGCUGUUGCAUACGGGGGUGGGGUAUGUUUACAUUCAGCAGCUGCGUGAUGUGUUUGGUGCAUGCACCACCAGUAAUUUAGAGAGUUGAGAGCCGCGACAGUGUUUCUCAAACGUGAUCUUAUUAAAUUAAUAAAUACAACAGUUACGUUCAAUACCGGAUUUGUGUCUUUUAUUUGAAGAAAAACUGCACACAUUGGAGGGAUGUAUUAAAAUCGAUGUGUGUUUGGGCGGAUGUAGGAUUCAGAUUCGGUUCACCGAAUCCUAAGCAAUCCGAACCCUGCUCAAAAAGUAGGUAUUCGGGCCGAAUUCGAAACCUUGAUUUAUGGUUGAGAAAAAAAUAGAGCUAACAAAAGAAUUUGAAAAAUGUACAGUUUAUGCUUAAUUAAAAUAUUGUAUAUAUUAAUAAAAUGUAAAGUAUGAUUGAUCCUACUUAGUAUAAUUCUGCUUUUAGUAUAGGAGAGGAUCUUGGUGUGUGUGGGGUGUCUGUAAGAUGAGAGCACUUGGGUAUAUAACGGUACUUAAACAACAUUAACAAGGCGUGGAAAAUAGAAGGGUGCAUGUAGACUAUUAGCAUCCUAUCAACUAUCAAGUAACUACCUUGUACUGUAUCUGUUCACUGCAAUAUGGAUUUUCUAGCAUGGCUGCACAUGUGCAAUACUACCAGUCAGCAGUGACAGUGUUGUCAUUUAUUAGGACUGUUAAGAGCUUACCAUCAGAUAUGGUCUUUGCUUUGUUUCCAUUGUCCUUCACACCUGUGUGGUGUCAUCAAUGUGCAACAGCAGCAAUGCAUUACUGUGUAACAUGAUAGCAUGCUUUAUACCGAGUGAGAAGUGAUCAGUCAGUCACCAUAGAAAAUCCAGGCUAGGGCGGGAUGGGUUUCUUUGUAAACUGUAACCAUUUAAAAAAAAAAUUGAAUUGAGCUCCUUGCUGCUGCUGUCGCACAUCAGUCUGCUUACAACCUUGAGCAAGGAUAUUUCACAGGACGUCAAGAGCCAUUUUCAUACAGACAGCUUUGUUGUCAGCCUAUUGUCAAUCGCACAGUGAACUGUGGGCUAAUUCCUUGUUAAAGUUUUCUGCUGUUUUUAGAAUGUAUAAUAAAUUGGUAUCUUGGAAGCCUACUAUAUAUAUGUGUGUGUGUAUGUAAUUACUUUACUUAGCCCUCAGUAGACCUAGAUGUUUGAGUAUAGAUACCAUUGUUCAUUCAGUUGAGAAUUCAGUGCACUGACGCUCUGCAUUCAGAGUGCAGCCCUGUCAGCACACACAUACAUGCACAAUGCAUCUCCACCAUAAUAAAAUGGUAUAUCUUAUUGUAAAUGCCAACCAUAUUUUGGGCUUUGCAACAUAAUGUACAGUACAGUGAUUGCUGUACUGCUUACUGGACAGCUGUGUGUGUGUUUUUUAGACAAUAUGAAUAAGAAGUACUAUUACAGAUUCACAUUGAGCUCUUGAACUGGAGUGCUGAGGUGUCCAGGUCACAUUGAUGGGGGAUUUCAUACAGUGAGAUGAAAGCUACUGCGCUAUACAACUGAUGUGUAAUAAAAUAGGAUGGAAUUCUU
This is a messenger RNA of Acipenser ruthenus (sterlet), 10870 nucleotides long. RefSeq names its product cardiomyopathy-associated protein 5-like. The transcript has 13 exons. Gene Ontology annotation, molecular function: protein binding. The record is from RefSeq and is a predicted model, not a curated record. Bases 124 to 5934 code for a protein of 1936 amino acids. NCBI's taxonomy places the organism in Eukaryota, Metazoa, Chordata, Actinopteri, Acipenseriformes, Acipenseridae.